Messenger RNA from Solanum lycopersicum (tomato), 1482 nucleotides. RefSeq names its product mediator of RNA polymerase II transcription subunit 9. Gene Ontology annotation, cellular component: mediator complex. The record is from RefSeq and is a predicted model, not a curated record. Lineage: Eukaryota; Viridiplantae; Streptophyta; Magnoliopsida; Solanales; Solanaceae.
UGAUCUACUUUUUUAUUAGUUCAAUCUAUUUCAGUUUGUUAAAAUAUUAGUUCAUAUAUAAAUCAAAUCGGUUAAUGAAAAGUGAGUUUUAUGUAUUUUGAAUUAGUAUUUUAAUUAUUAAAAAUUAUCUAUUUUUUUUUAAUACAUACUAAAUUUUAUACUAUAGAAAAUGUUAAAAUUUCUAAAUUAGCUUGUUUGCUCUUGAAAUCGAAACCUCCCCACAAAUUGGGACAGCGGGAGUAAUUUCAAUUUUGCUAUUUGAAAAAACAGAGGAUUUUCCGUUGGGGUUUAACCGGAUCGGGCCUUUUCAUCUCCGAACCAAAGUACCAACAGAUUUCAGCUCAACAGCCAUUAGUUAUGGACCACUUUGGAGGAGGAAGUUGGACAAUGAUCCCCAACAUCCAAACUCACAGUAAUCCUUCGACACCCUCCAAUCAAGACAAUUUAUUUCUUCAGCAACAGCAAUUUCAACAACAACAGUUCAUUCAACCGCAGCUCUAUCAGCAACAACAGCAGCAGCAGCAGCAACAACAACAACGGUAUCAACAACAGAUGCAACAGCAACAAAUGCAGCAGCAGCAACAGAUGCAGCAGCAGCAAAUGCAGCAACAACAACAACAGCAGCAGCAAAUGCAGCAACAACAACAACAGCAGCAGCAGCAACAACAACAACAGCACCACCAAUCACUUGCCUCUCACUUCCAUCUUUUACAACUGGUGGAGAAUUUAGCUGAUACAAUUGAAAAUGGAAAUCGAGAUCAGCACUCAGAUGCAUUGGUAACUGAAUUGAAAAAUCAGUUUGAGAAGUGCCAGCAGCUGUUGACAUCAAUAUCAGGGUCUAUUAGCUCAAGAUCUAUGACAGUUGAGGGACAAAAGCGCAAAAAGGCAGAGUGCGAACAAAUGCUAAAUCAGCGAAGGGAUCUUAUUUCGAGGUACAAAGGCUCAGUUGAGGAGAUUAUUAACUCUGAACUAUAGCUCAUACUCGCAUUUUAACCAAGGUAAAACACACUAGCAAACUUCUCCGAGCAUUAGCAUCAUCAUUGUCAUGAGGAAUUUGCAGAAGAACAUUAAAUUCGAGCUAGCGAUGAUGAAUCCUCGAGACUCCAUCAUCAGAUAUGUCUUUAUCAUGUAUUUCCUACAAAACCUAUUUAGUGUUUUAACCUUGUUUGGAUGCAAAUGAUUGCAUCUUCCGCCAUUUAUUUCUAUGAGACUAGACAUCUAGAACUGUUUCCUUUUUUGACCUGUUGACUGCCUUAGCUCUAUUACAAUCAUCAAACCUUAAUUGGAGUUUGCUGGUACCAAUGGUUAGGAAGAGCUACUACACUAGGAAGGCGGCCAAGAUAGAUGACCUACACACAAAAAUUAAAUAAUUCGUAUCGGCAUUUAUAUCAAAUCUCUGUAUGUAUUUGAAUGUUCGUUUAUAAUUGUAAGAUGAAUGUCAUUGAUUUGAGCAAAUAACAGUCGUUAGAAUGGGAUUGUUAA